This is a messenger RNA of Micropterus salmoides (largemouth bass), 3652 nucleotides long. RefSeq names its product SWI/SNF-related, matrix-associated actin-dependent regulator of chromatin, subfamily a, containing DEAD/H box 1 a (gene smarcad1a). The record is from RefSeq and is a predicted model, not a curated record. Gene Ontology annotation, molecular function: ubiquitin binding; chromatin binding; ATP-dependent chromatin remodeler activity. NCBI's taxonomy places the organism in Eukaryota, Metazoa, Chordata, Actinopteri, Centrarchiformes, Centrarchidae. Bases 343 to 3513 code for a protein of 1056 amino acids. The transcript is spliced from 23 exons. Gene Ontology annotation, cellular component: nucleus.
GCAUCCUCCAGGGCCGGGGGAGUUCGCGGGAAACCGGUUGUAGUCGUGAUACUUAAAGCCUAAUUGGACUCCGGUUAAAACAACUAUAUUUGAUACUAAAUCGCUAUUUCAUUGAUCGACCAAAUUUAGACUAUUGCGGUUAAAAACGGAGAAGUGACACAGCUUAAAAUCGCCGUCUUUUUAGGACUGUUGCCCUGGCUGCUAUGCUAACAUCCGACGCUAGUUAGCUAGGUGGUCACAUCGACUAACAGGAACCUUGUGCUUCAUGCAGACAAGAGAAAAUACUGUUGGCUAGAAAGAGACAAAGGGCUGCCGCUGUCAACCACGACCCCGACGGUUAAAAUGAGUCUGUUCAAUCUAGACCGUUUUCGUUUUGACAAGAAGGCAGCGACAACAACAAGCAAAGGCGAGGAAAGCGGGUCAAUAAGUCCAGAAUCUGAGAAGGAGAACAAGCCAGCUCCGAUGAAACCUGUCAAACCCCCACCAAAGUCCCACGCCCGAGGAGUGGUUUUUGAGGAAGUCCUUACUAUUGACUUGGAGGAGGAUGAGACAAAGACCAAAAUAUCAUUGACCAGGAAAUCCAAUAAUGCCGUAGGGAAAUCAUCUAAAAACGUGGAAUCAGAUUAUACAGAUGAAGAGGACUCUGAAUUGGAGGAGAAAAUUACCAGACUACUGGAGAUGUUUCCUCAGUUGACGAGGAAGGAGCUCCUGGAGGUCAUUGAAAGCACAAGCACAUUGGAUGGGGCUAUAGCUGCAUGCCUUAUACAGUUUGGUGAUAAAGAAGGCCCAGACCAAAGCAGAAAGAGAAAACUGGAUGGAUCCAGCAGUUCUCAGGACAGUGGUGAGAUUCAACCCAGCAAGAAGAGGAGGCCUUCAGUAGUUUCUGGUGAAGAAGAUAAUGAAGGCAAAGGGCCAAGCUGGGAGAAACAGGAAGCCAUGGUCAGAAGACUGCAGAAAAAGUUUCCUGACCAGGACAAGGAGGAGCUGCGGAUGGUGCUGCAGGAACACGACUGGAAUGUGGAGGAUGCUUUGCAGGUUCUACAAAUGUUCUCAGACCCAGAUAACUCCAGCUUCAGCUCACAUGAGACAGAAGAAAGGAAGUCCGGUAAAUCAAAGAGCAAACACAAGUCGAGCAGGGACCACAGAAAGCUGAAGCGCCACAAACAUCACAAAGGAAGUAAAAAAGACUAUAUAAGUAUUAGUGAGACAGAGGGGGGCAGUGAUACAGAUGUUACAAAGGACAGUGAAGACGAUGCCGACUCGGAAGACAGCGAGGGUUCCCAAAGCAGGACUAGCACUUCUACUCUGUCUUCAUGCAAAAGUUCCGAUUCAGAAGCCUCAUCCUCCUCUGUCAAGGAAACAAGCAGCUCUUCUGCCCCGAAGCCGUCGUCCUCUUCCUCUACUGCUCAGAUGCUGUCCAGGUUUGCCAGUGGGACCAGCAUAGCUAAGAAGCAGGCAGCAGAGAGAAAGAGGAAGGCGCGUGCCUCAGAUGAACGCGUCAGUUCUGAGGGAGAAAAUGACGACGAAGAGGAGGAUGAAGUUAGCAGCGAGUUUGAGGAGUCUGACGACGAUCUGGACUGUAAAGGUGGUAUGACGGAUCUGAAGAAAGAGAUGCUCAAGUUCUUCCAGGACGCAUCUAUAGAUGAGCUGUCAUUGAUCGCUGGGUGUUCGGUUAAAAAGGCCCAGAAGAUUGUGGAACUGAGACCCUUUGAUAGCUGGCAAAGCCUGGUUGAUGUCUUCCAUAAGGACAACGGACUGUCAGAGAGCCUACUGCUGGGCUGCAGAGUUGUCCUCAAAGAGCGGAAGGUUGUCAAGGGGCUCAUGUCCAAGUGUGAGACCAUUUCCUUAAAAAUGGUCAGACAGGUCACUGAGGUGAUGGAGAAGGGCACAGGGGCCAUGAAACAGCCCAGCAUACUCAACAGCCAGUUGCAGCUGAAACCCUAUCAGCUGAUUGGCCUAAAGUGGCUGCUGCUUCUGCAUGAGCACAAUCUGAGUGGCAUCCUUGCUGAUGAAAUGGGUUUGGGGAAAACUAUCCAGGCCAUAGCGUUUCUGUCCCAGCUGUACCAGAAUGGAAUAGAUGGUCCUCACCUCAUCACCGUGCCGGCCUCUACACUGGAUAACUGGGUCAGAGAGCUGAAGCUGUGGUGUCCAAGCCUCAAAGUCCUAGUCUAUUAUGGAUCUGUGGAGGACCGCCACUACCUCAGACACGACAUCCUCAAUGAAGAUGUUGAGUUCAAUGUCAUUGUGACCACGUAUAACUUGGCCAUAGGAAACGAUAGCGACCGUAGCCUUUUCCGUAAGCUGCGUCUGAAGUAUGCUGUGUUUGAUGAAGGGCACAUGCUGAAGAACAUGAACUCUCUCCGCUACCGCCACCUUAUGGCUAUUAACGCAGAGCAUCGCUUGCUGCUGACAGGAACCCCAUUACAGAACAACCUCUUAGAGCUGAUGUCUCUCCUGAACUUCAUUAUGCCCUCCAUGUUCUCCAGCUCCACUACACAGCUCUCCAAAAUGUUUUCUAUGAAAUCCCACGAGGAGCAGAGCCGCUUUGAAAGGGAUCGUAUAUCUCAGGCCAAACUCAUCAUGAAACCUUUUAUCCUCAGGCGAGUCAAGAGCGAGGUCCUCAAGCAGCUGCCAGCCAAGGAGGAGAAGGUAGAGUUCUGCUCAAUGAGUGAGAAACAGGAGGUCCUCUACCAGACGCUCAUGAAAAAACUGAAGACUUCCAUCAAUGGCGAGAAGCGUGAGUUGUGUAAUGUGAUGAUGCAGUUGAGGAAGAUGGCCAACCACCCUCUGCUUCAUAGACAGUACUACACCACAGAAAAGCUCAAAGCAAUGAGCAAGCUCAUGCUGAAGGAGCCAACUCACUUUGAUGCCGACCCUGCUCUUAUCCAGGAGGACAUGGAAGUGAUGUCAGACUUUGAGCUGCAUCGUCUGUGCCAGCAGUACUCCACCAUCAGCUCCUACCAGCUCGAAAACAAUCUGCUGCUCGACUCUGGAAAAUUCCACCACCUCACAGAGCUGCUGGCCUCACUUAAAAACAAAGGAGACCGAGUAGUAUUAUUCAGUCAGUUCACCAUGAUGCUGGAUAUUGUGGAAGUGCUGCUGAAACAUCUUAAGCAUCGUUAUGUCAGACUGGAUGGAUCCACACCCAUAGCCGACAGGAUUGUGUUGAUUGAUGAGUUCAACACGGAUCCUGACAUAUUUGUGUUCCUGUUGUCGACACGCGCUGGCGGCCUGGGCAUCAACCUCACCUCAGCUAAUGUUGUCAUCCUACAUGACAUCGACUGCAAUCCCUACAAUGACAAACAGGCAGAGGACAGAUGUCACCGUGUAGGCCAGACCAAGCCUGUACAGGUGAUUAAGCUGAUCAGUAAGGACAGCAUAGAGGACUGCAUACUGCAGCUGGGCCAGAAGAAACUAAAGCUGGAACAGGACAUGACCGCUGCUGAACAGGGUGGUGAGGGGACCAUACCUGAAGAUAUGGCAUCUUUACUGAAAGCCUCACUGGGACUGUAAUGGCAAACACAUGAAACUUGACUGUACAAAUACAUUUGUGAUGGCAUUCCUGUGAUCCUGGGCAGACUUGAGGGUGUCCAUACCGGAAAACUACUGAGAACCAUUUGCUGCCAUGAAAAAAAAAAAAAAAAAAAGGUUC